CAUCACCCACGUCGCCUGUCGGGCGCAGCGCUUCGCGAGCGUGAAAAACGAUUGGAGAACGAGAACUGACAUCGGAGAUUGGAGAACGACGUCGUGGUAAGGACAACUUGUAGGAGAAGGGACGUGUUUCCGAGCACCUUAUUGAUGGAUGCGGAUGAAUGCGGGCGCGAAAGUGACCGCCUCCCCUAAUUACCAAGUUGCUUCGUGAUUACUUGGGGGUUAACCGACGUCAUUGCCUAAGCGAGUUCAUUUCGUCGAAAGCAGCAGGACGAGUACCAGGAAGAGAGGAGACAUCAGGCGGCGACUACGACGACGGAGGCGGAAGACAUCGACCUGCGGUAGUGGCGGCAGUGGCGAACACGCAAUUGCGUGUUACCUCUCCGCCGGAGAUUAUUACGAAAUCGAAGCGAGAAGAUUAAUAUUACUAUAAAGUAUGUCGUUGUGGGCGAGAGCACAACAAUUGCCGGAAGAUUUACUUGAAGAAAUACGUGCUGUGUAUGCAGAGAAUACAUUUCCAAUUGAAGUACGGCAUUAUUUGUCAGUAUGGAUAGAAGAAAAAUUAUUGAAUAUUGUAGAAUCGAAUAUACAUAAUGAACAGUAUAUAUCUGAUCUAAUUGGAGCUCUGAUUCAAGAAUUAGAAACAAAAGCAAAUAAUAUACAAAGCGGAGAAAUGUUUUUGACAAAAUUAAAGUUGAUGGAGGCUGCUAAACUAUUUCGUCAAAAAUAUGGCGAAGAUCCAAUGAGGCUGUUUCAUACAAUUAGAUAUUGCUUAGGAGCAGAGAUGAAACUUGUAGCACAAGUUGAAAAUUUAGGUAAUACAUUCAUGACUAAUGAUAAGAUGAGUAUAAUAAACAAUUCAGGCACAGAAAUAAAACAACAGUUUGGAAUUUUGCGGCAAAAUGUGAAUGCGAAUGCGAACUUUAUACGAAUGAUUGAAGAACAGCAAGAAGCUUUUGCUCUCCUUUAUCAUGACUGCACAAAGGUGACCGUUAAUUUGCAACAACUUCUUUCACAGAAUCAUCAAAAUUUAGAAUCAGAGAAAAAACAACUCAAAAGACAAAAAGAACAUGGAGAACAAUCAUUGAAUAAUAAAAUAGCUUAUAUAUUCAACUUACGUGUGGAAUCUGUUGAUAAGAUGAAAGAUACAAUUCAUAGGUUGAGUAUGUUACAAUCAAGAAUCCUCGAUGAGGAACUUAUCAGUUGGAAGAGAGAUCAACAGUUAGCGGGCAAUGGAGCAACUUUUACCAGUAAUUUGGACCUCAUUCAGAACUGGUGCGAGAAUCUUGCUGAUAUAAUCUGGACAACUCGACAACACAUCAAAGACGGGGAACGUUUGAAGAGCAAGUUCCAACCAUUCGAACCACAGACGAUGCUACAGAAUAUUUUUCCAACUUUAAACUCUCAAAUUACACAAUUACUCAGUUCGUUAGUCACGAGUACUUUUAUCAUUGAGAAACAACCGCCGCAAGUCAUGAAGACCAAUACUCGUUUCACAAGCACAGUUCGCCUUCUUGUUGGUACCAAAUUGAAUGUUCAUAUGACACCGCCGCAAGUAAAAGCAAGUAUAAUCAGCGAAUUGCAAGCGAAUGCUUUGCUGAAAAACGAUAAAAUGAAAAACGGCGACGCCAGCGGCGAGAUUUUAAAUAACACUGGUUCGAUGGAAUAUCAUCAGACAGCUGGACAACUUUCGGUGAGCUUUCGCAACAUGCAGUUGAAGAAGAUUAAGCGAGCUGAAAAAAAAGGCACAGAAUCUGUAAUGGAUGAGAAAUUCUCGUUGUUAUUUCAAUCGCAAUUUACUAUUGGCGGCGGCGAAUUAGUAUUUCAAGUUUGGACGCUGAGUCUGCCCGUAGUUGUAAUUGUACAUGGAAAUCAAGAACCGCAUGCUUGGGCCACAGUUACUUGGGACAAUGCUUUCUCUGAAGCAGGUAGAGUGCCGUUUCUCGUACCCGACAAAGUACAAUGGCGACAAGUUGCAGAAGCUCUAGACAUGAAGUUUCGCUCGGCUACCGGUCGCGCUUUGACCCCGGAGCAUCUUAAAUUUCUUGCGGAAAAGGCAUUUCGCGGUACUGUACCGCAAGAUUACUCGAAUACACUACUGAGCUGGGCUCAGUUUUGUAAGGAACCAUUGCCCGAGAGAAGCUUUACUUUUUGGGAAUGGUUCUAUGCUAUCAUGAAGUUGACCAGGGAACAUUUAAAAAAUCCAUGGAUAGACGGAUGUAUUCUUGGAUUCAUUCGGAAGAAACAAGCGGAAGAAAUACUAGCUGAUUAUGAAUCGGGCACUUUUUUGAUGCGAUUUUCCGAUUCUGAACUCGGUGGUAUUACUAUCGCAUGGGUUGGAGAUAAUAAAGAAAUUUUUAUGCUGCAGCCAUUUACGGGCAAAGAUUUCGCUAUUCGUAGCUUGGCGGAUCGCCUUUUCGAUCUACAUCACUUGAAAUAUCUCUAUCCAACUCUUAAUAAAAUAGAGGUUUUUAACAAAUACACUACUCCAGUUAGUGAGCAAACAUCGACGAACCCUAAUGGAUACAUCAAGCCGCAAUUAGUAACACAAGUGCCAGCUUUGAGCGCGCUCGGUUUCGGUGGACAAACGCCGUCUCAUUCCUCCAUAGCGAGCGUAAAUAACAACAUCCAAACUAGACCAAGUGAAAGCUAUCCUGCCACCCCGCAAACCAUGUUUCAAACGCACAGCCCCGAUCCUUCUGUAAGGGACACCGCCUCUGUAGCAUCAAGUUAUGCUCCGGGUCUCGGCCAAUCAAACAUCGGACAAAGCUCGGACUUGGACUUGGAACUGAUGCAGCCAAUUGAUGAUAAUCUUAACCAAUCAAUCUUGGACCCGUUGAAUAGCUUCAACUUUGACUUCAUAUCGUACAACGCUAAUAAGCUGCAGUAAGAGGUAUGCGAAAUAUAUCUUUAUCGUUUGGCAAAGAUCCGACGAAUGAUGAUUAUCAUAAAGCGCAAUUUUUAUCUUUCUUCGAUCUCUGUUUACGUCUGUUGUUUUACACAAACAAAUGAUUUAUAUGAAAAUUGAUGCAACAGUAAUAUAUAUAUCAUUGUUGUAUCAAUUUUCGUGCAUCAGUGAUGCGCGAAUUAUUUAACACAAGGAGGGAAUUAAUGUUGUAAUCCUAAAGUGAAAUAUGUUAACUAAUUAUUUUUUUCUCUUUUUUUUAUAA
This is a messenger RNA of Camponotus floridanus (Florida carpenter ant), 3167 nucleotides long. It is a transcript of the gene Stat92E, whose product is annotated as signal transducer and activator of transcription 5B. Gene Ontology annotation, biological process: cell surface receptor signaling pathway via JAK-STAT; regulation of transcription by RNA polymerase II; regulation of cell population proliferation. The transcript is spliced from 10 exons. Gene Ontology annotation, molecular function: RNA polymerase II cis-regulatory region sequence-specific DNA binding; DNA-binding transcription factor activity, RNA polymerase II-specific. The record is from RefSeq and is a predicted model, not a curated record. Bases 434 to 2887 code for a protein of 817 amino acids. Lineage: Eukaryota; Metazoa; Arthropoda; Insecta; Hymenoptera; Formicidae.